Molecule: messenger RNA, 432 nt
Organism: Echinostoma caproni
Lineage: Eukaryota; Metazoa; Platyhelminthes; Trematoda; Plagiorchiida; Echinostomatidae
Source: the annotation of a GenBank genome assembly
CCUGAGCAGUUUGUCAACCUCGGAAUCGAACCUCCCAAGGGAAUGCUUUUGUUCGGCCCACCUGGCACGGGUAAAACGCUUUGCGCGCGAGCGGUUGCUAACCGAACGGAUGCUUGUUUCAUCCGUGUUAUUGGUUCUGAACUGGUUCAGAAGUACGUUGGUGAAGGUGCUCGCAUGGUGCGAGAGUUAUUUGAAUUGGCCCGUAGCAAAAAAGCGUGUAUCAUAUUCUUUGACGAAAUAGACGCUGUCGGAGGCGCACGUUUCGAUGAUGGAGCUGGCAGUGAUAAUGAAGUUCAGCGUACUAUGUUGGAACUUAUCAACCAGUUGGAUGGAUUCGAUCCGCGCGGAAAUAUCAAAGUAAGUGACCGGACACCAGCUUUGCAUCGUCCUAUUGACAUGUGUGAUUUUAAAGAGCAUCAGCCUGUCACAUAA